Molecule: messenger RNA, 2268 nt
Organism: Exophiala spinifera
Lineage: Eukaryota; Fungi; Ascomycota; Eurotiomycetes; Chaetothyriales; Herpotrichiellaceae
Exons: 10
Coding region: 1-2268 (755 amino acids)
Molecular function (GO): ATP-dependent chromatin remodeler activity; ATP binding
Source: RefSeq, a predicted model, not a curated record
AUGAAGGAUACCAAAGGGAAGAAAGUCGGGCAACAUGAUCUCCAAUAUCUGAUGAAUGCGAUCAUCUUUGGGCCAGAAGAGUUUUGCGACGGCGUGGGAACUUAUCUCGCGAAGUGCAAAAAGUAUCUCCAGGAUCCAGUGCAAUGCAAUCGCGAUGUUCCUUACUGCAAUCCACAUCUCUUGUCACGACAGCAGGAAUUAGUCAUGACGUCUUCCCUGGUCAUUAAGACCUCCGAAUCGUCGAUGCAAGAAGUCGUGAAUGUAGAUGCUCCCCAAGACCUCUUUUCGCGACUCUGUGACGAUGACCACCUUCAACUGACAGAAACUCCGGACCUAUUGCGCACUCCUCUCUACAAGCAUCAGAAAAAAGCGUUGACUUUCAUGAAACAGCGAGAAAUGCCCUGGUCAUACGAGGAAUCGCCUGAUACCAUGUGGGUCCGGGAUGAAGAGCCAGCUAACAGCGGUAGAUACACAAAUUUAGUCACUGGUAACUCUCAGCGGACCGAACCUCGAGAAUCAAAGGGCGGGCUGUUGGCUGAUCAGAUGGGAUUGGGCAAAUCUCUGACCAUGAUUUCUUUGAUCGCCUCAAAUCCAGCUCAGUUGACUUCUUCGCUCACGUUUACCGCAAACGGAACAAUCCGUCGCAUCAAGUCAACCUUGAUAGUCGUGCCUUAUUCUCUGCUAGAUACUUGGGACACCCAACUCCAACGGCAUCUGAAACCAAACUCUCUUACAUGGUACCGAUUCCACAGUUCGCAGAAACGCAAGUUGCUUGCCUUGGGUGGCUAUGAUAUUGUGAUCGCCACCUACGAGACCCUUAUGGGCCAACAAAAGAAGCACAAUGAUCCUGCCUACACGGAUACGACCUUAUUCUCCUUUGCCUGGCAUCGGAUUGUCCUUGACGAAGGCAAGCUAAAACAACCUUCUUUGCAGAUUAUACAUGGACUGACUCAACGAUGGGCCAUAACGGGCACACCAAUCCAAAACAGGCCCACCGACCUAGGCAGUCUCCUUGAAUUCAUUCACCUUGAACCUUUCACGGAUCCCAAAGUUUUCGAAUCCACUGUUGUCAAACCGUGGCUCAAAUCCGACGACAAGGACACAUCUCGACUCAAGAAGCUCAUCCGAUAUGUAUCGCUGUGUCGUAGCAAAACAAUCAUUGAUCUUCCUCCUCGCCGAGAUGUGAUCAAGUAUAUCGAUCUAGGCCCCGAAGAGAGAGAUCUCUACGAAUCUGCCAAGAACCGGACGAUUCAGAAACUCGACGAGGCUCUCUCCGUCAAUCCAUCGACACCGGGGAUGUAUUUGAAUGCGCUGGAAUGGUUGAACGAACUCCGCUUGUUGUGUAACCACGGAUUGAUGCAAUGCAGCCAGAAAGAAUUACAAAAGUUGACCGGUCCAUUAUCAGAGUCUGCCUCGGUUGCGACGAUCUCUCAAGGGGAGACCUGGUACAAAUCCACAGCCAAAAAGGCCUUUGCCACCCUCGUUAACAGCGGGUCCGCGGUGUGUAAACUGUGUCAGACAAACAUGGCUGCCGGUACAGGUGAGGCGGAUGGUUUCGAGCACACGAAACCCUCUCUGUCCAAAUGCCUGACAGUCAUCUGCGGCUCUUGCAUUCAGAAUCGCCCCAACGGCGGAAGGGUAGCAGGAUGCGGAUGUAAUCCACCUUGUCCCAAGGCCGAAGUCUCUUGGGCAUCUGAGAUUUCCGACCGACAACCACGGGCUGGUCUUCCCGAGGUUGAGGAAGCAAAAGUCUCCACGAAGUUGAAGACCUUGCUCAAAGAUCUUGAGGUGAAUGUGAAGACUGAGAAGAGCGUCGUCUUCUCCUUCUGGACCUAUACAUUAGACCUCAUCGAAUCACUGUUGAAAAAGACGUUGAUCUCCUACGUCCGCAUCGACGGCAGUCUGUCCGGUACACGGCGCGAGGAAGCCAUUCAGAAAUUCCAAACCGAAGAUUCUGUCCGCAUCAUAUUGGUGUCGAUUACCUGCGGCGGAACCGGACUCGAUUUGACUGCCGCUUCACGGGCCUACCUCCUCGAGCCACAAUGGAAUCCUAUGAUUGAAGAACAAGCACUCUCGCGCAUCCAUCGACUCGGUCAGACGAAAGAAGUGAAGACCGUCAGAUACCGUGUGAGAAAUUCGUUUGAAGAGAAAGUUGCAAUAAUUCAAGAUGCCAAGAAGGACAUCGCAGCGGGUGCUUUCUCUAGCAAUCAGCAGGUCGGGGUGGUAAAUAGUACUAGUCGGCUUCAGGAAUUCCGAGACGCAUUUUGA